Scleropages formosus (Asian bonytongue) is the source of this 2509-nucleotide messenger RNA. RefSeq names its product carbonic anhydrase Xa (gene ca10a). NCBI's taxonomy places the organism in Eukaryota, Metazoa, Chordata, Actinopteri, Osteoglossiformes, Osteoglossidae. Gene Ontology annotation, biological process: one-carbon metabolic process. The record is from RefSeq and is a predicted model, not a curated record. Gene Ontology annotation, molecular function: zinc ion binding; carbonate dehydratase activity. The transcript has 11 exons. Bases 645 to 1631 code for a protein of 328 amino acids.
ACCGCCACAGCUUCAGACACCUGUGCCAGCGCCGGCUCGUGGACGCGCACCUCGGCGCGGGACUGCGCGCUCCCGAGCUGCUUAUCUCGAGCAGCGCCGACGUUGUGCUAUCCCGAAACAUCGCGUCGCCGCGAAGCUGCUCCGCGGCUCCUCGGACUGGAGCCAAACCAGCGGGACUAACUGACUCUCCCCGACUCGACGCACUUACACCGACCUCGUGUUUUUUUACCCAAGACACAUUCUCCUCUUUUUUUUUUCCCCCGUGUUCUUCUACAACAACGGGCUCAGGAGGCAACUGCAAGCAAAGCCAUGGGACAGGAUUGAGAGCCAUCUUCAUCUACCUGCGGGGGACACGACAGACAGAGACAGUGGUUAAAGACACGCGUCAUUCUAGGCUCGUGGGACACCGUGGAACUGCACUUCUUGAAAGCCUCUAGUUGUGUCGAGGAUUUAUUCGCUCAGAUCGAUCGGGGAUUGCGUGCUUUGGGAAGCGUGGCGUCAUGUCUUCGGGAUAAACGUGCUAUGUGUUUGAUGUGGGGAAUACCUUGUGGAAGGUGUGCAGCGGGAAAUAGACUAGGGGGACUCCAGGUGUGCGAUUAACCACUGCUUUCUGUGCCUCGUGUACAUGGAAUGAAAGACGCAGAAUGGAUGUUAUUUGGGAAAUAUUUAUCCUCCUUCAAGCCAAUUUUAUCAUCCACAUCCCAGCCGCACAGCCAAAUCCACCAAAAAUUCAUGAAGGCUGGUGGGCGUACAAAGAAGUGGUCCAAGGGAGCUUUGUUCCAGUGCCAUCUUUCUGGGGGUUAGUUAAUUCAGCAUGGAACCUCUGCUCAGUGGGAAAGAGACAGUCUCCGGUCAACAUAGAAACCAGCCAUAUGAUCUUUGACCCCUUUCUCACCCCGCUGCGCCUCAAUACAGGGGGACGCAAGGUGGGGGGGACUAUGUACAACACUGGCCGCCAUGUCUCUCUGCGCCUGGACAAAGAGCACUUGGUGAACAUCUCUGGUGGGCCCAUGACUUACAGCCACCGGCUGGAGGAGAUCCGGUUGCAUUUUGGCAGUGAGGAUGGCCAGGGCUCCGAGCACCUCCUCAAUGGCCAGGCCUUCUCUGGGGAGGUCCAGCUUAUACAUUAUAACCAUGAGCUGUAUACUAACUACACGGAGGCAGCAAAAAGUCCAAAUGGAUUGGUGAUUGUGUCUAUAUUCAUGAAGAUAGCGGAGUCUUCAAAUCCAUUUCUAAAUCGCAUGUUGAAUAGAGACACCAUCACAAGAAUAACAUAUAAAAAUGAUGCAUAUUUACUAACUGGGCUAAAUAUUGAGGAAGUAUAUCCAGAGACCUCAAGCUUCAUUACUUACGAUGGAUCUAUGACCAUUCCCCCGUGCUACGAAACAGCAACGUGGAUCCUGAUGAAUAAACCUGUCUAUGUAACGAGGAUGCAGAUGCACUCGCUGCGCCUGCUCAGCCAGAACCAGCCGUCACAGAUCUUCCUCAGCAUGAGUGACAACGUGCGGCCUGCGCAGCCCCUCAACAACCGAUGCAUCCGGACCAACAUCAACUUCAGCAUGCAGGGCAAGGACUGCCCCAACAAUAGGGCUCAGAAGCUACAGUACCGAGCCAAUAUAUCUCCACAAUAGCCGCACAAAACGUGAAUUUUACCCUGCAGCAUAAAUAAUUGAGGUCAAGAGUUAAUGAGUGGCUUCUAAAAUAGAAACCCCUAUGAUGAACACAGAUAUGGGUAUUAUAACAGAAAUCCAGAACAGUGGCAAAAUACAGCUUCUCCUAACAGGAUCAAGACUGCAUUGCUUUUUCCCUGCCAGGUUUCAUGACAUCAUGUAAUAAAAAUAAGCAUAAACAAGAAAAGACUUUGCCUUUGCCAGCAAAGAUCCUAAUUUCAUACUUCAAGAACAUUUGAAUCAAACACUGACUAGUAAAGAAACUAAUAUAUCUAUUAAAAUGUUUUGAUACCUAACUUUUUGGGAGGAAAAAAAUGAAACUGAAAAUAUAUGAAAGACAGCCAUGUCGCCAAUGGAUAUACAUGUGACUUUUUAGCGUUUGUACAUACGAACACCUCGCUGAACAUGCAGCGGAAGCAGAUCAACCAUUCAGGAGGAAGACUGCGAAGGCGUCAUCUUUACAUUCGGUCAUUGUGUGGAGAGAGGCAUGCAGGUUGUGAGUGGGUGGCAAAGGACAGCUAUCCAUCGAUGUAUUCGACAGUCUCGAAUCAAAACUAUGUUAGAAAAACAUUGAACAAUACUGUCUGCGUGAAACUGAGUGUUUUGGCCUUGUAAAUAGUAUUAUUAUUAUUAUUAUUGAUUAUUAUUAUGAUUAUUAUUAUUACUAAUGCUGAAAAUGAGUAAACAAAAAGGAAACAAAAAAAACUAAGAGGAAAAAAUAUGAAUAGAGUUGAGUAUUUUAUGCUUGGCGCACUUUGAAUUCUGGAGCAGUUCUGAGCUGAUGCCUUUCUUUCUGUUUUAUUGUUUACAAUGGUCAUACACUGUGUUUGAUUAAUGUU